Stegastes partitus (bicolor damselfish) is the source of this 4619-nucleotide messenger RNA. It is a transcript of the gene lamb3, whose product is annotated as laminin subunit beta 3. The coding region runs from base 71 to 3565 and encodes 1164 amino acids. NCBI's taxonomy places the organism in Eukaryota, Metazoa, Chordata, Actinopteri, Pomacentridae. The record is from RefSeq and is a predicted model, not a curated record. The transcript is spliced from 23 exons. Gene Ontology annotation, cellular component: laminin trimer. Gene Ontology annotation, biological process: axon guidance; basement membrane assembly; tissue development.
CAGCAGCCAGGCAACAGUCCACAUUUUCAUAAAGCAAAUAACGGAGACUGUCUUAGAGGAGGAACACAACAUGAGAUUACUUCUACUUCUAACUGCUAUAGCAGCAGCAUCACAGGCCCAGGAGGACUGCUCAAGGGGGGCAUGUUACCCACCCAGCGAUGACCUGCUCCUGGGAAGGGUUGACCAGCUCCAAGCAUCCUCCACCUGCGGUCUUACCGGCUCCGAGAUCUUCUGCACACCCUACCAACAGAGAGCCAUGAAGUGCUGCCCAUGUGACUCCAGGAACCCAAACAGUCAGCUGGCCCACACUCUCCAAAAUGUCCUGUCCACCUCUGGAUCAGACAGAUGGUGGCAGUCCAGGAAAGGAGAGAAUCCAGUUACUCUCCAGCUGGACCUCAAUAACCUGUUCCAGCUUGACAACCUGAUUCUCAUGUUCAAGGGUCCUCGUCCCAGUGCUUUGGUCAUUGAGAGGAAGCUGGAUAAUGACAGAACGUGGCAGCCUGUUCUCUACUUGGCUACAGAUUGUGAACAGGCGUUUCCUGGUGUCCCCACAAGAACUCCUCUCACCCUGGACCAGACAUACUGCUACACACUGCCCCCUACUGGAACAAACCCCUACCAAGAUCAUACAAUUGAGUUCAGUCCUUUGCGUCAGUAUGCUUAUGUCCCAGCUCCCAACAGCCAAAAAAUUGAAGGUGUGUCUGGGCUAACGGGCCUGAGGGUAAGGCUGACAGAGCUGGGCGAUGUGCCACGUCUACCUGGCAGAAGUCUCAGUAGGUUUUACGCCCUAAAGGAGAUGAGAGUGAUAGGUAGCUGUAUGUGCCAUGGACACGCCAACCGAUGCCUGCCACAAGAAUACAACAACCAAUUGUCUCCUACCGUACAGGUGAACCCUCAGUGUGACUGCCAGCAUAACACAGCAGGUGUGAACUGUGAGCGUUGUGCUGAUCUUUACAACGAUCUACCAUGGAGACCUGCCGAGGAGGGCAACACCCACACCUGCAAACGCUGUGAGUGUAACAGCCAUGCCCAGCGCUGUCGCUUCGACCAGGCAGUGUACGAGGCCAGUGGGCGGAGGAGUGGAGGUGUGUGUGAGGGUUGUAUGCACCACACCACAGGGCCCAAGUGUGACCAAUGUGCCCCCGGUUACCAGCCAAACCCCCGCAGCCAAAUGGACCGUCCUGAUGCCUGCAUACGCUGUAUCUGCAGCGCUGAGGGAACAGUGAAUGGAGGCCGUUGUGAUGACAGCACAGGCUCCUGUCAGUGCAAAGUCAAUGUGGAAGGCCCUCGCUGUGACCGCUGCAAGAGAGGAUACUACGGCCUGAGCACCUCCAACCCGCUCGGCUGCACCAGGUGUUCCUGUUCUCCAGAUGGCUCGCUGUCAGAUGUGUGUGACCCGGUGACUGGUCAGUGUCCCUGCCGUUCCCACUUCCACGGCCUGACCUGUGACACGUGUGUAAAAGGGUACUGGAAGCCAUCCCUGUCAGAACGCUGUGAACCCUGCAGCUGUGACCCCACCAGGUCAAAGAGUGACACCUGUGACCAGCUGACAGGUCAGUGUCAGUGCAGACCAGGCUUUGGAGGCCGAACAUGUACCGAGUGCCCAGACAACACUUAUGGAGACCCUCUCAUAGGCUGCCAACCGUGUCGGUGUGAUACUGAUGGAACCCUUCCAGAGUUUUGUGACAAGCAGACGGGGGUGUGUCUCUGUCGGCCGGGCGUCACUGGGACUCGCUGUGACUCCUGCAGUCCUAAACACUGUGACUCAUUCCCUGCCUGUGAGUUGUGUCCCUCCUGCUUCUUUACUCUCGAUGGCCAGCGUCAGAACCUAAGCUUAGCUCUGGAGAGACUUCCUCCCAGACUUCCUACUGGAGCUGGUGGUGAUCUUGCAAACUUCGGGCCCCGCAUUUGGACCCUAGAGGCCAGCCUGAAGCAGAUCCAGGACUCCAUCUCCCUUCCACCAAAAACUGCUGGAGAGAUUGAUGAUGCUCUUUCCCUGCUGGAGAAGCUCCGGGACCAGAUGAAUCAGGUUGAUAAUGACUUCUCACCCCUGACAAGAACUCCAGGUCUUGACUCAGAGCUGGAUAAACUGGAGGCUCUGCUGGACAGCCUCAUUCCGGUGUACAAUGCUAAGAAAGAUGGUAUAGACAACUCCAUCACGCCCAACAAUGAAGGAGCAUUUACGGCCAUCAAGGAUGCUUACAAUAAGUCAACUGAUGCUGACAAGAAAGUAAACGACAGCAAAGACACAGUAAAGGAGUCGGCUAAUGUCAGGGAGGAGACAAAGGACAUUCAGAACGAAGUACAGCCAGCAAACACAAGAGAUCUGGACGAACUAAACCAAAGCAUGGCCUCCCAACCUGACCUUACUCCUGUUGCCAAAGAGGUGUGUGGUAGUGUCCGCUCAAAGCCCUGCACCCCUCUCCAGUGUGAGGGUGGAGACUUGUGUCCACCAAAGGGAACCCCACCUUGUAAGAAGGGGGAAAAGUGUAUAGGUGCUCUGCCUCUGAGCGAAAGGGCAAACACUGAUGCAAAGGAUGUGAAGGACCGACUAGACAAGCUCAGUGGGAAGAUCACUGAGGCCGCAGAGAAGCUCGAGAAAACACAGGAGACAGCCAAUCAGGUGAAACAGUCUGCAGAGAAGUUGUCCAAGAAGACGAAGCAGGCCAGAGAUGAGCUACAGGAUGAGUUAAAAGACACACGCGAAGUUGUGAAAGCACUAAAAGACUUCCUAUCAGAUCCGUCUUCCAACCUGACGCACAUCCAGGAGGUGAGCAAUGAGAUCCUGAAAGCCAAACUGCCCCUCCACAUAGAUGAUUUGAAGAGGAAGCUGGAGGAGUUGAAGAAUCUGCCAGCCUAUCCACCAGAUAUCACAGCUGUGCUGAAGGAUACCAAGCCGCAGCUGGACACUGCCAGGAAACUGCUGGAGGAGGCCCAGGAUGCCAGGGACAAGGCACUGGGAGUGAAGGCUGACGUAGACGGGCUGAUUGCAGGCUUCGACUCAACCGAUGGCCUCCUCUCUAACCUGGAGGAAAACCUGCAGGACAGCAUGGAUCUCAUAGACAACCUGGGAAAAAACCUGACUAAGGCCAAAGAGCAACUUAAACCAGCAGAGAAGGCUUUGGAUGAUGUCUCAAAACUAGUAAAACCAAUGAAACCCCAAUUGGACGAGCUCAAAGAUGUGCUGAACAAAGCAGACCAACAGACCAAGGAUGCACAGGAUAAUGCAGACAAAGCAGAAGAUGAAGCAGAUGCUGCAAAGGAGGACCUGUUGGCUUUAGAGGAGCAGCUAGAUCGUCUUAAAGCUGAAGGUCCACCUGGGACAGGUGUAGAGCCAGGGCCACUGGGGGAUCGACUGGCAAAGCUGAAGCAGGAUGCCGGAGCUCUGGCUAACACCACUGAAAACAUGAUGAACGCCCUAGAAGGAAAAGCAGAUUCCCUCAGAGGGCUGCAGGACGAAAUCCUACAGAAGUCAACAAAGCUUGAAGGACUUGAUGCCAAACUUAAAGACCUUUUAGCAAAACUUCGGAAGAAAGCCCAUGAUCUCAGCACCUGCCAGGGCUGAGAGUCAUCAUGCCAGACUACAUGUGCAGAUGUCGCUACAACACCUCACAGACUGUCACUGUCAAUUUUCCUUCUCAGAAAUUUCUCUUUGGUACAAGUCAAAUUUCAUUAGUGAUGUAGGCCUGAUGUAUUACGCCUGAAGUGGAGACAGUCUGUCUUUCCUUGGGGAACAAACAUUUAUUUGAAAUCAUGAUGUCUCAAUCUGCAGGAUGUUUACAUAUGAUUUAAAUAAGAUUAAUUCAAAAUGAAUAAUAUCAUCGUCCUGGCUGCUAGUUUACUGACAGUUUGUCAGUUUUGUUUGUAACUGAUACAACAUAUUAUUGUCAUUUUAUUGGCACAGAACUUCUCUUGACAGUGUAACAUCAUCUACUACAGUCUAUAACAAUCUCUCUUAUAGUAUCACAUCACCGACUGCAUUGCUUGUGAAAAGUGUCUUUAGAGGGUAAUUCAAUAAUUGUCACAGUACAACACUAUGUGAGGACAAUGGCUGGUAGCGGAACUGAACUCAAAAGGAGUGAAACGUGUGAAUAUGGUCAUUUUGGGGGGUUGAUUAUGUCAACAGUCAAAUUUCACAAAUCACAGCUCCCCAUGAACAGUUGGAAUUCAUCAGACUCGAACAAGCAAUGUAUGAGCAGGUUUUUAAGUCAAGAGGAUUCAGUAAAUGCAACUUGAAAGACCUGAAUGAACAGCCUCACAGGAAAAAAUCUAAAAAGUUUACAGUACAAUGUGAAAAUGGGCCAGUGAUGUAUUUUUGGUUUCCUUUAGAAAUCACUACGACUUUAUCAGUAAUAUACAUGCCACUAUAAGUAUUGUGCCAUUUUGAACAUUUCACAUUUUAUCUUGAAAAAUGCCUCAGCUUCUCGCUUUCUGACAGCUAUGCAAAUAGCCAACACAAACUCUUAUCUGUCAGCAGCAACACAUUCCUCAAUGAACAUUGCACUACAGUUUUUAGUGUAGUUUUCAGAACUGGAGAAAAGGUGAAUGUUACAUUAUUUAUUUUCUGUUUUGCAUCUGAUGUUUGUGCAGUAUUUAAAUAAAGCCUGUUAGUACUUUCA